CAACGGUGACAGCCGCGCGAAUAAAUAAAAAGUGCAUAAAUAAUUUUUUUUCAAAAUUACUGUUAAUCGCUAAUCGCUAUUCAGACGGAGGCAAACGAAAACAGAAAGAUUCAGGUUUUGUUGUUAUUCGCAAGCUAAUCACCCCCAAACACAAGUGAUAAUCAAACGUAAAACGUUUCAAAGCUGGUUUGAUUAUUGUACAAAAUGAUGGAGGUUUUUGAGUUUGAGAAGUCGCUUUUGGUACGACUCCAAGAGGCACAAGAUAUCUUAGGUGCUCGCGACAUUCCGGUCAGCGCUUCUGGGGUUCGAAACGAAUGGGCCAACUACAUGGAAGUAGCCCUAGAGCCAACCGGGUGGCAAGCGCUGUGGCGAAUUCCACGCGUCGUUUGCGAAGAACUGUCGGUAAAAUUUCCAACCGUCGUAAUGGGAACCGUUGAACAGGUUCUUUUUGACGAAUUGAAAGCAAUAUUUUCGAUCAAUGCGGUUCAGGAUGACGAUGUACAUUUACCGGAUAAGCAGAUCGUGUCGCUGGAGGAAUUGUGGCCGCUCAAAGAGCAGGAAAAUGAUUGCCUUAAUAUUGAUCGUACUGCCGAUUGUGUGGAUCAGUUAAGAUUCUUCUACCAGCACAUUUGGAUGCCUUGGGACAACGAUGAUGAUAGUGAUGGUAGCGACUGGGCUGAAAAACAUCUCGAAAGUCGUAUCAAAUUCUACUACGAUCUGAAAAAUAAAACAAUGUCGAAGCGAUUAUCGUCUCAUAUUUUAGCUUUGCUGGCCGAAGCAAAUUACAUUCAGAAAAAGCGAGAGUUGCUGGAAAAGGAAAUCGAACAAGAGGAAGAAGACAAAGAAGAUGCGGAAGAGUAUGGUUUGCCACAUCCGACAAAAGCAUGCGAACUGAUGGAGAUUCAUUUACGGCUAUGCUCGAUCAAAAACGAUGUUGAUAUUUUGGAAAAUCCGGCAAUGCGCGGCGUGUAUGAAAAGAUCCGGUUUUCGGAUGAAGGCGUUAGUUUUGAAAGUAAGCCCAUAAACGCAGUUGAUGUUAGGAUCGUUACACAUGUAGGGACAUUGCAAGAGCAGAUUGAAUAUCUGGAAAAAGUCAAGCAACAAGUUGACGAUCAGCAAAAGUUGGUCCGUAUUUGUGACACUCUGCAAGGAGCACUAGAAAGUAGUAAAUCAUCCGAUCAAAUUUUCUUGCCGCCUGGACGGCAUUCGAUCAAUUUUUUGGAAUAUCUCAGCAAUGGCGGAUCGAUCAAAGCAAUUAGUCCGGUACCAUUUGUUUUUAUCAAUCCGAACCAGCUGCUGUUUAUAGAAGCAACAGCUGCAGUGAACUCUAAAAAUGAUGAUAGCAUUCUGAUAACUAUUGAUGGAGAUUACUGUUUCGAAAAUAUUUUGCUAGACUGCGCCAAUGUGCGCACUGGAAUGCUGAUCAAAAGUGGUAACGUAACAUUUCAAAAUUGCUACUUCGCGGGCGACAAAAAAUCUACUACAAAGCAGGGAAUUGUGAUUUUUGGCAACUCCACUAUACAGUUUGAGCGGUGUGUCAUAAAGGAUUUUGCUGCUGGAAUCUAUUCUAAUCAAAAUUGCAAAAUUAAACUAGUCGAUAGUGUCAUUCGGGAUUGCAUCAAUGGAAUUGAAGUUCUGGAUGGUUGCAGCGUUAAUUUUUGUCGCUCCAAAAUUAUAAACAGCUUGAACUACGGUGUAACUUUGGAAGUGAACGACUUGCAAAACUUUGAGAAGGGCGAAACACGUCGUAUUUAUCGCGAUUAUGAUUCAGUCGACCGACCGGAGUUUGCUUUUGAAGGACCAUGUGAGUUCACGGGUAACACUAAAGCUAACUUCGUAGUUUUUCACGGCAGUGACGCAGCAUUCAACAAUUCUUGCUACGCUGAUGAAACUUCUGUGAACGAAAAUGUUUCUUUUGACGGUGGAGACCAGAGCAAUAAUAAUUGAUAAUGAAUCAGACCACGAUCGGACCAAAGAACAGAUGAAUAACGGACAGUUAACCAACGAGAUUAGCGAGGAUAAGGAUUUGUUCUCUAAGACAGACAAUUCACACUCGACCGGGCAUGACUCUGACCUUGACCACAGUACCGAAUCUGAAAGCUUCGAUGACAGGUUCGGGCAAUCGCUUGAGAUAAUUGAAAUUGAUGAUACAGUAAUUGAAGUCGAUUGAGAGGGCUUAUUCAAUUGAAAGUUAUUAAUUGAAAGUUGAAUUGAGAGUAUAAUUUUAAAUAAAAAUACCAUACUAGUGUGAAGAAAUUAGACGAUUGUAUAACAAUUCCCGAAACAUGUUUUACCGAAUAUUAUGCAUUCCCACAAACUUUUUUAUUGUGUUUUGUACAUUUGUAAUUGUCUAUUCAGCAUUUGUUAUUAUUUCAUUUAGAAUAUUCAAACCUCAACAUCCCAUAGAAAUGGUUUAUGCAAAAAGUUUUUGCCUUCCAAUGUGUUUACGAAAUUUGAAAAAUAGGUUUUUAGUGGGUGACACAAUCCUUUAGUUCUAUUCGACCUCAACCGUACUCUUAUUGCCCAAAAAGUUGUUUGCAAAAUUUUUGCCCAUAAAAGAUUUGAUUCGAUCAUUAUCGUAGAAAACACUUGCUCUGUACUGACAACUUAUGUACCUCCUUAUUUGCUAUCGCUUGUUUAUUUCGUAAACGGAAAUAUAGCACCAAGUUAACGAAAGAAACCGGAAGCUCUGUUAUAUGUUUGCAAGAGGCCACCGCUUCCAACAACGAGCCUUCGCUGCUUUUCAACAUCAUGUUAUAUGAAUAAACUUUAUGUUUUUGAGGAAAAGUUUCGGGAAAUUCGACAUCGAGGAAAUAUUACAUAACCAUUCCAACUUCAAG
Messenger RNA from Wyeomyia smithii (pitcher-plant mosquito), 2840 nucleotides. It is a transcript of the gene nesd, whose product is annotated as protein nessun dorma. The record is from RefSeq and is a predicted model, not a curated record. Bases 205 to 1947 code for a protein of 580 amino acids. Lineage: Eukaryota; Metazoa; Arthropoda; Insecta; Diptera; Culicidae. The transcript is spliced from 4 exons. Gene Ontology annotation, biological process: spermatogenesis; male meiosis cytokinesis.